AUGAGCAGACAGUCAAGGCUCACCAAACCACCUACACCACCACUAUAUACACCUCAUCUACAGAUCAACAUGAACAUCAGCCUCAAGUUCUCACUCGAAGAAUGGAAAGCUCCUCUGUCAGUUCAGCAUCCUUUCGUCGAUCAGAUCCGAGAAGCGGUAUCGAAGUAUUGCCUUCGAUCUGCAGCUCACUUUAGCACACCAAUUGAGGUGUACCAGGCGGUCUAUGCCAAUAACCCGGACCGAUUCGUCGAGGUUGACCGCAGCUUUGUGCUCUGGGUGGGCUUCUACAACUUCGGCGAAGGUCCACACAUCGCUGGGUGUCGCCCAAAAGCCCAGAAGCGCGGAAGGAGGAAACUGAAGGAGCUCGAAGAGGAGGUGGAGGUUUUUGUUCAAAACAAGUUCGUACCACUGAGGCGAUUCCUCGAAAUCCUAUUCCCGACAUACGAGGGGCUAGUGGGCGACGAGGUCAUAUUCCAAUGGUGGAAUGCCAACGGCCAGACUUUCAAUUGGAUGCAACUACCUACAGAACUGAAGGAGCGGGUCAUUCAGUUCUGCAUGCAUCGCUCUCCACCAUCACCGGUCCUAAAGAAGUCCAAGAACUCGGGGUGCCAGAAAGUUGCAGACGCACCCGAAGUCACUGGCCAGUUCGGCAAAUGGAAGUCCCUCCUCAGCGUCUCACACCAAGUCCGCGCGUUAUCUUUACAUCUAUGCUUCGUGGGAAGUAGCAGUUUGGAACACAGCAACGGACUAUGCAUCGUAGCCAAGGACUUUUACAGCUUCAAAAGCUGUAUCCGCCGCUUGGGGAGGCAUAUGCAGAUGAUCGAGCCAAAUGGCGUGCCGGUCGACGACAAAACCCGAGAGCUGGCAAAAGCAUACAAGUCUUUCCCGAAGAUCUAUCCGCAUUUGGACCAAUACGCCACCUUCUGUCAGGGCAUCCGCCAACUGUAUCUCCAGUUCUCUUUUAUGGACUCCCUGCAGUUCUUCAAGGUCACAGCAGGAUCCUUCUCACAGUACUGGAAGUCGUAUCACCUAGACUAUGAAGUAUUCGAGCGACUACCAUAUCUCAAUGAGCUUACCAUCAAACUACCCGAUGUCAAAGGCUUUCUAGAAGACAACUCCAAACAGUCAGUCAGACUCUUCUACGGCGAGCCUUUUAACUGCCCUCGAAUCUUGCAUCGACUCAUCUAUGAGAGAGUAGCUGAGGUUUUGGCUCCCUUCAGAGACAUCAAGAUGCAUGGUUUCAUUGACAAUGAGGAGGAGAUGCGAUUCUUCGAGCUCCUUGAGUAUGCUACGAGAGACCUGAAGAUGACUACCGAGGAGCUUGAAGAGCUGUACAGGGAAGACAUGGGAGGCAUAGCGCUAGAACAAAGUGUUGAACCCGGUGUCGAAAAGGGAGAUAGGGAGAUAGAAGAGCGAGUGAUCAUUCAAGAUGACUUCUGGCCACCCAAGUGUCGAUGCGAGGUGCUGUGCAGGAAGGUCGUGCAUCCGGACUCUAUUUGA
Molecule: messenger RNA, 1500 nt
Organism: Alternaria atra
Lineage: Eukaryota; Fungi; Ascomycota; Dothideomycetes; Pleosporales; Pleosporaceae
Exons: 1
Coding region: 1-1500 (499 amino acids)
Source: RefSeq, a predicted model, not a curated record